Molecule: messenger RNA, 2352 nt
Organism: Saprolegnia parasitica CBS 223.65
Lineage: Eukaryota; Oomycota; Saprolegniomycetes; Saprolegniales; Saprolegniaceae
Exons: 16
Coding region: 1-2352 (783 amino acids)
Cellular component (GO): plasma membrane
Source: RefSeq, a predicted model, not a curated record
AUGUCCUUUCUGCGCUGCAUCGCGUCGGCCACGUGCUGGCGACUCGUGCUGGCACUGGUCGUAGCCACGCUCGCACAGAAGAACAAUGCAACGACCCAAGCCAACGAGUUUGUCAACGGCAAGGUCCGCAGCGAUGGCAUCGAGUACGCGUCCUUUGACGUACGCCCCGGCACGGCGCAGGUCGUGCUGACGUUUGCGCGCAGCGACCUCCACGGCCGCGUGCCCCCCGUGCUCUUGCUCAAGCACGGCAGUCUCCCGACAACAACCGACUACGACGUUCGCUUCAACGGCACGUCCGAGUCGUACUGGCUUGCGCAGACCAUUCCUGACCUCCGCCUCGGUCGCUACUUUAUUGGUGUCUGGGGGGGCGCCCUCGAGAGCUCGAUCAUGGACUUUGGCAUGGGCCCGACCACCAAUGUAUGGUAUCACCUCGUUCUGCAAUUCCAAGGGUGCCUCGACACGACCCACCUCGGCUCCGAGUGUGCCUACUUUGCUUGGCCCCUCGUGGCCUUUGCACCAGAAGAAACCAGCGCCGUCGUCAACGCCGCCCAAGUUGCAAGCACCUCCUUGCCAAGUGCGAGCGGGUGCUUUGACCCGAACCAGUUCAUCGCGUUGUAUGCGCUCACGCUUACGCCCGAGGCAUCCUUCGCCGUUGACAUUUCCCUCGCCAAGGCUCCGGGAACACCCCAAUCGUUCUUUUAUGCGCUCUUCCACGACCGCGCCAACCCGCUGGAUGCUUCAACAACGGCAUUCCUGAGCGGUCAGGGUGCCCUUGGACGCCGCAGCUACCGCAUGAAUGUUCUGUCACCCCCCGAAGGGGUGUGGUACCUCUUGCUCUACCUCGACACCCCCGACAUGACGCUUUGUUCCAACGCUCGCGGUGUCAAGUUCAACGUCACGUACACCGUCCAGGGUUGCACGGCUUCCUUGACCACUGUAAACGACUGCAACACCGACUGGGUCCAGCUCGACGAAAUCAUUGUCAACCCAACGCGGUCUCUAAGUGUUGUCGACCGAUGGUACAUGGCAAGCAACCCCGUGGUUUCGGUGCCCGUCACAGCGUCGACCUACGGCUUGGGCUACACCAUGCGACUCGCACCCGAUAUGGCGGGAACCAACCUCCUUUUUCACGUGAUUGUACCGGCAACCUUUCCCAUCGCAUCGCUCGUCAUGCUCGUCGGGGUCGACGAGUAUCCGUCCGAGGCGCGCUAUGCAUAUCGCUUGGACGGUGCCCAGGCAAGUGUGACACGUGGCGUGUCAUCGAGUGUCGGCAGUGCGCUCACGAGUGAGAGCAAAUUCGUGCAAGACGAGGUCGCGGCCGUCCAUCGAAACGGCUCCGUCACGCUCUCGUGGCCCCCCCUGCGCUUCCCCCCGUCGGCACGUGGUACAUUGCGACCGUGGACGCAAGGACUUGUGCUCCAAGCCCAAGGCUGCAGCGACGACAUGUGCGGAGACUCUGGCUACUGCGUCACCAAGACGACGUACCAGGGCCUCGUGUAUUCUCGCUGUGUCUGCGCGUACGGUUAUGCCGGACCGUUCUGCGAUACAGUUACCAUUGUGGAAGAGCAGUGGCACGGCUGGUUCCUCGUCAUCACCAACGUGGCCAUCGUCCCGGCGACCGUCGCUGCGAUUCGGCGCCAUCUUUAUGUGGAAGCGGUGCUAUUUGGAGCACUCGGUGUCGCGUCCAGUUUGUACCACGCGUGCGACCUCAACUGGUUUUGCGCGCUGCCGUUUUCAGCUCUCCUGAGCCUCGACUUUGGCCUCUCGUUCAACAGCAUUCUGCUCUGUGUGUUUCACCUCUCUGGCGUGAGUCCCCGUGCCAAGGCCAUCGCCCAAGUGGUCGGUGGUGUCAUGCUCAUCGUUCUCCUUGCCAUCAACCCCACAGCGCCCAUCAACCUCGUGCUUGUCGGUUGCCUUGGUGCUGGCCAGCUCCUCAUCGCGUGGACAGGCUACUUUGUGAUUGCAGCCUACCGAACGCGCUGGCGUGUUUCGUUCUACACCAUCGGCAAGCUCUUUGUCUUCAACAGUGACAACUUUAACCUGCGAAUGGUCGGCCUCGGAUUGAUGCUCUGGCUUGGAGCGCUGCUCUGCUGGUUCUUCAACUCGUCUCCGUCCUACUGGCUGCUUCACUCGCUCUGGCAUCUCUGUGCCAUGUCGGCGGCCGGUGCCUUCGUUGUCGCCAAGCGCGCAAGCACGUAUCGCAUCAUUGACAGCAACGGUGCCGAUCUCCUCCGCGCACUGCCGGAAGCCAAGCCGUCGAUGCGCAACGUACUGGUGGCGCCGCUACCGACCACAAAUUCCGAGUCGCUCAAGGACACCAGUGCAUCGUGCAUCCUUGUCCUCGACGCGUAG